This is a messenger RNA of Diaporthe amygdali, 1272 nucleotides long. RefSeq lists its product as uncharacterized. Bases 1 to 1272 code for a protein of 423 amino acids. Lineage: Eukaryota; Fungi; Ascomycota; Sordariomycetes; Diaporthales; Diaporthaceae. The record is from RefSeq and is a predicted model, not a curated record. The transcript has 2 exons.
AUGAACAGGAGUGGCCACCCCAGCGGACGGGGAACAUCAUCCAAGGCUACCGACAAUGACACCGCCGACGGGUCCACCAGCGAGUCCGUUGGCUCGCUGCUGGCCGCCAUCGCCAACUCCAUCAAUGACGCCCUCCGCCUCCUCAUGUUCGCCGACAAGGCCCACUGGGGCCCUGACGAGUUCGAGCAGGUCCGCGCCCUCGAGCACGCCCUCGACGAGGCCAAGAAGGACUUUCAGGAGCUGGGACCCUUGCUGAAGGGCUCCGUGUACUAUGAGAAUGACCGCAGGCUCGAGUCACUCGACGAGCUCGGCAACUUGUACACGGAAUUCUCGAAACAUACCCAGGUCUUCAAAGACUGGCUGCGACAAGGUGGGCCUAUAGAACCACUAUGGGUCAACGACACCGUGCGAUUGAAGCGCGAACUCCAUCGAGCGCAAUGCCGUGCUGCUGCCCGCAUAUUCGCUUCCCAGCAGGCCGACAUAGGAGAUGGGCCAGGUCAGCGAUGUCUUGGCGCAUUUGAGGUAUACAGGCGUCAACGACGACUAAACGAUCGCCGGAAGCAAUACGAGCAGCAGCAGGGACGACGGACCUCGAGAUACGAGUCGACCCGGGACGAGAUGGCACAGGCGCAAGGCAAGAAGCCCAAAAGGAUACAGAGCUGGGAGCAACAGACCCCCGUGAUGGGGACUUCUAUCGGCGAGGCGGUGGAGAUGGGCCAAAUGGGUCAGCAGAAAGUGCCCUCGAUCCAUUACAGCGAACAGCUGGACGCCGUGGAGCAGGAGGCCGAGCUGACGGAAGCGCUGGAGGAGCUCGUCCCCGUUUGCGAUACUGUCGGGCACUUUGAGCGGUUCGGAGACCGGGAUGUGGCCUUCGAAUGUGAUUUCUGCGAGGGUUUCGUUGUCUGGAACGACCUGAUGAUCAUGCCAACGAAACCGGAUACGUCCGCCAUCGCCGCGGCGGUCACGGAGCAGCCGAACUGGCAGGCCCGCGGGAAGAGCGUCUCGACCGGCGAGGACAAAACAGUCGUGUUCGCGCCUCUGGCCAUAGCGAACCACCUCGCGCCCGAAAUUGGCGGCUGGCAGGCGAGGCUGCUGUGCCCGUACUGCGACGACUACAACUACUUUGAGCAGGGCGAGGGAGACGAGACCAGAUACGCCCAGGACGAGCGCGGCUUCGGGAGCCUGGACGAGUUCCAGGCGCACCUAGAGUGGUACCAUACCUCGACUACGAUGCCGAAUCUGCCGUCGGCCAAGAAUUGCGUGCUCAUGUAG